CCCUUCGCUUCCCCCUUCCUCCCAUCGCGCCAGAGCUUAUCGCCAUUUUUCAUCAAAUCUCGCGACAGCAAAUACGCAAAAUUCAUCAUGGCCACUAUCUCAGAGUACGCGACAACGUCGCUCGACGACAUCACUACCGCCGCCAACACUAUCCACACGACAUUCCGCUCCAACAGGACCAAGGAUGUCCAGUUCCGCUUGCGCCAGAUCAGAAAGCUCUACUGGGGCAUCGUGAACAAUGAAAAGCUCAUCGAGGCUGCUCUGCGCAAGGAUAUGCGCAAGUGCAAGCACGAGGCUGUCCUGACUGAGAUUGCAUGGGUCAAGGCGGAAUGCCUCGACUUCACCAAGAACCUGGAGAAGUGGCUUGAGGAAGAGAGCAUCGUCAAUGUUCCCAUGCAGUACUUGGCCAUGAAGCCUCGUAUCCGCAACGAGCCCCUUGGAAAGGUCCUCAUCAUUGGCGCAUACAACUUCCCGUUCCAGCUCAACCUUACGCCUCUCAUUGGCGCCAUCGCCGCUGGUAACACAGUUAUCCUGAAGCCCUCAGAGCUCUCCCCCGCUUCCGCUAUGGUUAUCAAGAAGAUCUUUGAUGAAUCUCUGGAUCCUGAGAGCUACAUCUGCGUCAAUGGUAAAGUGGACGAGACUAAGCAUAUCUUGGAGCACAAGUUUGACAAGAUUGUCUUCACUGGUGGCAAGCGAACCGGCACCAUUAUCGCCAAGAAGGCGGCCGAAACCCUUACACCAUGCUUGCUGGAGCUUGGUGGUCAAAACCCUGCCUUUGUCACCAAGAAUGCCGAUGUCAAGCUCGCGGCCCGCCGUCUUCUAUGGAACAAGUCGUUGAAUGCCGGCCAGGUUUGUCUAUCGCAAAACUACGUCAUGAUUGAGCGUAGCGUCUUGUCUACCUUCAUCGGCGAGCUCAACAACCAAUACCGCACCAUGAUGCCUAAGGGUGCCAAGGCAAGCCCUGAUUACUCUCGCCUGCCCAAUAAGCACCACUUUGAUCGCCUCAAGGCUAUGCUCGACAACUCCAAGGGCAAGAUCGUCAUGGGUGGCAAGAUGGAUGAGGCUGAUUUAUUCAUCGAGCCGACUGUUGUCUUGGUCGAUGAUAUUGAUGACAGCAUGAUGGUGGAAGAGAGCUUUGGCCCCAUUUGGUCCAUUUUCCCUGUGGAUUCUCUGGACCAGGCCAUUGGCAUCGCACACAAGAUUGACCCUACUCCUUUGUCGCUCUUUACUUUUGGCUCUGAUGCCGAAAACGAAAAAGUUCUUCUUAACGUCACUUCUGGUGGCGCCACUGUCAAUGACGGUUUCUUCCACGCCCAGUUCAACGCAACACCGCUUGGUGGCAUUGGUUCCUCCGGACAAGGCUCCUACCAUGGUUACUACUCCCUAAAGGCCUUUAGCCACCAACGCCCUAUCGCACGGGUCCCCAAGUGGACAGAAAAGGUCCUCCGCGUUCGUUACAUGCCCUACUUGCCUAAAGAGCUUGCCUUCUUCCAGAUGCUGAGCCUUGGCAAACCCGAUUUCGACCGUAACGGCAACGUUAUUAAGGGUGUCGGAUAUUGGCUUAAGUUUUUGCUGGCUCUUGGAGGUAAGAGUGUGACUGGCUCGCUGGCGCGAUGGGUUCUGGUUGGCGCCAUUGCCGCGUAUAUCAAGCGCAGACAAUUGCAGUAGGACCGUGUUGGUAGUAUCUGUAGUAUUUCCCGAAAUUGCCUGCUUGCUGUUUCUUUUGUAUUAGUGGAUAUUGUUUAUGCACAUUCCCAGGACGAAUGACCAAUUAAUCUGUUAUAAAUGAACGAUAUUAGCCCGUCCAGCUGUUCUUGUGAUGCUAGUAGAACUAUUUAACGCCCCGUGAGGAUAUCUGCUAAUCGACGCCCCUUCUCUCCACCAAGAUACAAAUCAUCGUCAGUAGAUUCCCGGCCUAGUUCUACCGCUUCGCUGUAACCUCGCGUGACAGUAUCCUCGUCUACCUUCAAUCCGUGUUCUACAAGCGCGAGGAUGACGCUUCGUAACCGGGCAAUCUCUCGCAUCGUAGGAACAUCGAUUUGGUCAUUUUGACUCGAGUAAACCUUGCUGCUGAUGUUUUCUUCCAUGCGGUUGAUGCCUGUAGCUUCUGCCGAGACCUCGCUCUCGAAAUGCUUGCUGAUCCAAAUGUAUCCAUUUACACCGAGGAGCAGGUCGAUCUUGCCCGCGCCGUUAGAUCCAUCAAGCGUCCAAACUUGUCUUUUUGAGCGUACGACGCCGGCGCCGCCACCAGUACCACUGACACUAACAAAAACGCCGUUUCGAAGCUUUCCGUAUUUCAAGCUGCGAGUAUGCAGACUGGCGGCACCGUCUUGAUGCAAUUGUUGGACUUCAGCAACGACAAGGUCGCCUUCUGAAAAGAAACUGCGGAUUUGAAGCUCAUCUGUCUCUGUGCGCUUGCGAAGGAUACCGCCAGGCAAGUUGAUGGCAGAGAUGGCAAGAAUAGCUAGCUGGGAUGCUGCGACAUCGACACGCCAUCGCUUAGCUUGCACUUCGACGAUGCGACCGACAACAAGAUCACCGAUUUCGGGGGUGUAACGCGCACGUAGAGGGCGAACUGAGAGCAGCUUGUUGGUCUUGGUGAGAGUACCAGCUAGCGAAGAUGUGAUGUCUGAUGUGCUUGUAGGAACAUAUGUGCCGUGUCCAC
[Torrubiella] hemipterigena is the source of this 2665-nucleotide messenger RNA. The record is from the annotation of a GenBank genome assembly. Lineage: Eukaryota; Fungi; Ascomycota; Sordariomycetes; Hypocreales; Clavicipitaceae.